Messenger RNA from Peromyscus leucopus (white-footed mouse), 1811 nucleotides. Its product is annotated as lymphocyte antigen 6H. Gene Ontology annotation, cellular component: plasma membrane. Lineage: Eukaryota; Metazoa; Chordata; Mammalia; Rodentia; Cricetidae. The coding region runs from base 377 to 1441 and encodes 354 amino acids. The transcript is spliced from 5 exons. The record is from RefSeq and is a predicted model, not a curated record. Gene Ontology annotation, biological process: acetylcholine receptor signaling pathway. Gene Ontology annotation, molecular function: acetylcholine receptor inhibitor activity; acetylcholine receptor binding.
GACUGGUUUGAAGGGAAGAGAACUGUGUAUGAACUAAUUCUUACCCUCUGCACUCUCUUCAUCUAGAUCCUGUCUUCAAAGUGUCUAGUCCCUCUCUUCCUUUGUGAACCACUCAAGUGCUCAGGCUGUUUGAUCCCACUAUUGGCCGAGUCACCUCGUGAUUGGUGUGGCACUGGGCAGGAGGCUCUAUCGUUGUGUGUUCUCCUCACCUGUAACUCAACACUCAGGCAGCGAGGAGAUGUGCACCUAUACUGAAGUAAUGCAUGUGCCAUUUAGAAUAAGGAGAACAGACACUAUGCUCUCAAAUUGACAGCCAGGUUGCCAUAUCUAGUAAGGAUUUGAUAUUAAUGACAGUCGUUUGUCUGGUGUGAGGUUCAUGGGCAGAGGGGGCAGAAACCAAGGUCUGCCUAGGGCUUUGAACUCGAAACACCUUUACUCCUGGAUGAAAAGGAGCGAUGGUAGCUGUGGCUUACUCAGAGCCCAGGAGAGAUGGAAGGACAGGUGGAAGCGAGUGCAAGGUGUGAAUCUGGCCAACCCUCCCUGUACUCAGAUCAGGACCGUCACCUUCUGGGUGUGGGUGUGGUUGGUGACAAAAGUCCCUGGGGCUGGUUUGCCGGUGGGCAUCAUGGGCGCUCUUAGGAGUAGACCUGGCUGGAACAAUCGGAAGCGAGGUGGAGGUUGGGGAGGGAGGAGCCCCAAGGCUGGGCGUCUGAACCCCACGACCGCUACCUCCCUCCUUCGCUGCGUCUUUGUGCAUUUCGCUUCCUUUAGCAGCCAAAGCUCUUCCGAGAAUCUGCAAAGGGACCACGGCCAAGUGGAGGGGGAGGAUCCUCCCACGCCGGGGAGACCGAAGGGCAUCGCUCCCCGCGCCGCGCCCGCUGCUGAGCCCGGAGUGCGGACACCCCAGGGAUGUGAGUGCGCCCCCGACCCUGAGGCCCGCACUUCACGCCCCGAUUCGCGGCCUGCGCCCCAGAGGACCCCUGCCUGCAGCCCCCGCGCCUCUCUCAGGCCCUCUCAGAGCAUGCUGCCUGCAGCCAUGAAGAGCCUCGGCCUGGCGCUGCUGGCACUGCUGCUGUGCCCCUCGCCGGCCCAUGGCCUGUGGUGCCAGGACUGCACCCUGGCCAAUUCCAGCCAUUGCGCCCCGAAGCAGUGCCAGCCGACCGACACCGUUUGUGCCAGCGUGCGGAUCACCGACCCCAGCAGCAGCAGGAAGGAUCAUUCUGUGAACAAGAUGUGUGCUUCCUCCUGCGACUUCGUUAAGCGGCACUUUUUCUCAGACUAUCUGAUGGGGUUCAUUAACUCUGGGAUCUUAAAAGUCGACGUGGACUGCUGCGAGAAAGAUCUGUGCAACGGGGCAGCAGCAGCGGGGCGCAGCCCCUGGGCCCUGGCUGGGGGGCUCCUGCUGAGCCUGGGGCCCGCUCUCCUCUGGGCUGGGCCCUGAGGCCCCUCCCUCACCCCUCCCUCCCUCCUGCAGGGCUUUGGAGCUUGUCCCCUGAGGCUCCUGCUGCCCCUCCCCAGCCUGGCCUGGCUAGGGCUGAGACAGCAAGGUCUUGGUAUCAAGGUCUGUGGCUCUCCACCUCCCUAGAUGUGAGCCUUCUCCAUUUCUCCAGCAGCUCCAUAUCCCAGGCAGCUGGACAUCUCCAGGAGACCAGACAUCCUGGCAGGAAGCUGGGGUGGGGGGGGGAGGGGGAGGGCAGGGGACUGGGACCCUCCAGGUCCCCAAGGGGAGGGAGGCUAAGCCCGGGGCAGCCCAACAGCCUGGCCUGAGGGGCAUUAACUACAGAGAAAUAAAGUCACUUCUGAGUCUUGUG